Molecule: messenger RNA, 1740 nt
Organism: Homarus americanus (American lobster)
Lineage: Eukaryota; Metazoa; Arthropoda; Malacostraca; Decapoda; Nephropidae
Product: helicase POLQ-like
Molecular function (GO): ATP binding; nucleic acid binding
Source: RefSeq, a predicted model, not a curated record
UGUAGUCGCCAGCAGUUUGAAGGAAGGUCGAGGGAAAGACUGUUACUAUUAUUAUUGCUAGUUUUAGUGUAGUGUGACGGGUGGUGUGAGAUAAUGGUGCUGUUGAGGAGUACUGGUGCCUUUUGCGUGAGGGCUGUAUCACUGUUGUAAGGAUGAGUGACGUGAAGCAACACAAGGAUACUGAUAAAGUCGUCCAUUCUACUCCUGCUACGGAGUGCCGACGCGUCCCCGGUAAUGGCCACUUCACCCUGAACACACUCGGUGAGGCUCGUGUUGCUGUAACUUCACACCCUGCACCAAUAAUGGCAGAUCUUGAAUUUGUGGAUGCAAGAUCACAGGAAUCUGCUGCUGAGGAAUUCCGUUUAUCCCCAGUUCUGAAAAGUCACAGAAGGAGAGUUAAUAAGAUGAGAAUAACUCACAGCCACAAACCUACAUGUAGCCACAAUACUACAGUUGUAGUUGUUGACCAUCAGCUCUCAGGAGGGAGCACACUACCUGAGUCUGCUCACCCCUCAACAUUAGAUAAUACUGUGUUAAAAGUAGUUGACUCACCUGUGUUGGACAGCAGACACAUGUUAUCACCUCGCCCACAAACAUCUAAUAGUGAAGCUAGUAAUACACGCUCCCCAUUUAUAAAUCAUGAUGACUGUCCUAGUAAACCUUGACUUUGAACAAAUAGAUUCUCUGUGUCUGUCAAUGGAAUCUACUCCAAAGAGAAAAUUAUCAAAAAACGAAUCUAAAAAAACUCCCCUGUCAGACAGAAGCGUAAAUUCUUGUCAAUAUGAUGUGCACACAACACCACACAGGACCCGAGCCACAACACCGCACAGGACCUGCCACCAACAAAGAUGUCGGGGGUAAAAGGAAAGAUGCAGAAGAACGCAAUAAAGGGAGAGAGAAGACCGGUGUUGAGGUUCACCAAUUACCUUGUGUUAAGAAUAUUUCUAAAAGAUUCUGUCAGAACCCUAAAUGUGAUGUGAGUGUUGUAGCAGAAAGUAGUAGUGGUGGUGAGAGGGAACAACAGCAGCUCCCUGGCAGGUCCUCCCCUGAUAUAUUUGAUGAUGAACUUCUGACAGAUUCAUUUAGUGUCAAAAUCUCUGACUCCUUUGAUGAAGAAUUAUGCCAGAUGGAAGAAGGAUAUUAUAGCAAAUGUGAUAAAAACAUAGUGAAGCUUGGGGAAGGAAGUGGUGUUAAGUCUCAAGAUUCCGAGUUAAGCUUUGCCAGCACUCUGGACUCUCAGCCAUUAAUUGGCAGAUUUAACAACAGAAUACAACAAUUAACUCCAACACAGCCGCCAGGUGGUGUUAUGAGUGAGCGAGAGCGGAGAGAGGCGGCCGUGGCAGCAGCACUGGAGGAGGCAGCCAAAACCCGGACCUCACAGGAAGGGUUCCAGCUGGGACCAUAUUUUGGUCUUCCGUCCAAGGUUGCUCAAGUCAUCAGGGAACAUCGAGGCAUUUCAGACUUGUAUGAUUGGCAAGAAGAGUGUAUAAAUGAAGGGAGCAAGUCAAGGAACCUGUUGAUCUGUAUACCUACAAGUGGUGGCAAGACGCUGGUCGCCGAGAUACUCAUGUUGAGAUGUUUACUCCUCAUGAAACGUGAUGUGAUCUUUAUCCUGCCAUAUGUGGCUCUGGUGCAGGAGAAGGUACGAGGUUUGUCACCCUUUGGUGUUGAGUUGGGAUUCCUCGUUGAAGAAUAUGCUGGGAGCCGAGGCAGCUUUCCCCCCAAAACCAGACGGAAGAA